AUGCAAGGUUUGUUUAAUGAAGAUGGCCAAUCCAAUGAGGUACCACAAAUUACCUCAGGGGGUUCUGGUCAGCCUAUGUCAAUUGUCAAUGUUCAUCAUGAUUCUUCCGCUGCUCCUACAAUUGUCAAAUUGAAUGGAACAAAUUAUUCAGUAUGGUCCCAACUACUUGAGUUACAUGUUGCUGGGAAGGGAAAAUAUGGGUAUCUAACAGGUGCUUCCGCUGCACCAGCUCUGGCAGACUCCAAUUACAAUAAGUGGUAUGCUGAAAAUGCAAUUGUGAAGGGAUGGUGA
Molecule: messenger RNA, 291 nt
Organism: Prunus armeniaca (apricot)
Lineage: Eukaryota; Viridiplantae; Streptophyta; Magnoliopsida; Rosales; Rosaceae
Source: the annotation of a GenBank genome assembly